Molecule: messenger RNA, 2223 nt
Organism: Acanthamoeba castellanii str. Neff
Lineage: Eukaryota; Discosea; Longamoebia; Acanthamoebidae
Product: nonreceptor tyrosine kinase, putative
Exons: 13
Coding region: 1-2223 (740 amino acids)
Biological process (GO): protein phosphorylation
Molecular function (GO): ATP binding; protein kinase activity
Source: RefSeq, a predicted model, not a curated record
AUGUCGCACAACCUCAAGAACAGAAGGCACGGCAUCUUCAAGGCGCGAAGUCCCUACGCCUUCGAGGGCCAUUUGGGCGAGGAGUUUAAGCCCGUUUGGGAAGGCGGCCAGGUAGCCCUGCUUAAUCUCUCCAACCGCUGCUUCGUCUCAGCCACGAAGACGGGCAGCUACUCUCCGAUUGCAACACGUCCUCGCCCGGUCCACACGAGCUGUUCGAUGUCGAGAGCAGGAACGAACUCGUCGCCUUUCGCAGCGCGCACGGCACCUACAUCGGGCUCGAAUCCGGGGGCGAGAAGCUUGUCUGCUCCGCAACGGCGGCCGGCCUGGGGCCGUUGUCGCGGCGAUCGCCCGGAAUGCAAGGCACGCUUUGAUUCAAUCCUACCACAGGCCUACAUUCAAGUCAACAACGGCCACUACGUGUCGGCCGAACGAAACCACAGCCUCAUUGCGCAGCGCUUCCGCCCGGGGAUUCCCGCCAGGGGAGACAGCUUCAUCCUUGAAGUCGGCACCACGCACUGCAGCUUCCGCUCACAGUACAAUCGGUACUGGGUCGCCGAGAGCAACGGCAACCUCUCUGCCGUCACGCCAGCGAGCAGCAGCAGGAAGAGCGCUCGCGAGGAAUUCAAGCUGGAGGGCUACCGCUCCGACCUCCUGGAGCCGGAGCACAUCUACUUUGGCAUCCGAACAACGCACGGCACCUUCGUCAUCUCGGAGGACGACAAAAUCGUCACCGUAUCGCACGAUGCCAUCCAAAAGAACGUGGCCAUGGCAUCACGCGUGGGCUACUGCUUCACCGACCACCUGUUCGAGAUCCUGCCGCAGCCCUCGUCGCCCCUCUCUCCCACUUCCUCAUCCUCCACUUCCUCGGCGUCUUCGCCUUCGUCGUCGUCGGCCGAUUUCAGUCGCUCGCCCUCAUUCUCGUGGGCCAAGCAGUCCUUCCCACCGCACACGCUUGCCACCAGCAGCAACAGCGGCUCGACCCACACACGACGCGAGCGCACCGAGAGCGAAAGCGGCAACGGCAGCCCCGAGGACAGCAUUCGCUAUCGCAUCGGUGCACGCCUUCGACAGCGCGUUGAUCGCAAGCUGCAUCGCGGCGCGCCCAAGAGCCUGUCCGAUCACCUGGAACGAUCGGGCGGGCGGGACAGAGACCUGCUGGCGCCCAACCCUGAACAACAGGUCAAGCGUGCCGACACGGAGCCGGUUGACAGACGACACGCCGGCGUGGCCAAGUCCAGUGAGGCCCUGCCCACCUACUCCGACCGAGGCCGGCGAAAGCAGGAGAACAGCAGCGGAAGCGGCGGCGCGAGUGGUGGUAGGAGUGGUGAUAGAAUGCGAUCGGUGGUGGGCAGCGACGGUGACUUCGAGGCCAUCGAAGUGUUUGUCGACGAUGAAGAGCAAUCGGACGACAUCGAGGACGGGUGGGAGGAAAUCACAGAGGGCUCCAGCGACGACUACGGCUACUUCGAGGCCCGAUUGCGAGCGCAGCAGGGGACUAAGUUAAAGUCACCGCCACCAAAGCCCAACGAAGCGCUGUCGCCGCGCAGCGCUGCUGCGGCCGUUGAGGCCAAGACCAGCACGGCCGUCACCACCACCGGGUUUGACCAGAUGGCGGGCGAAUGGGUGAUCGACCCGCGCGACCUUCAACUCUCCGACCGGGUCUUGGGCAAAGGGUUCUUCGGCGAGGUCAAGAAGGGUCGAUGGCGAGGUACGCCCGUGGCGGCAAAGAUCAUCUACCGCGAGCUCUUUCGGAGCAAGUCGGAUGAACAGCUCUUCGACAAGGAAGUGCGCAUGCUACGCUCGCUUCACCAUCCACAUGUCAUCCAGUUCCUGGGCGUGUGCCAGUUUAAGGAAAAGCGGCAGCGAUGUAUCGUGACCGAGUUGAUGGAAAAAGGCUCCCUACACGACCUCCUCCGCAACGAGGCCACGCUCUUCAAGGAUCCACUUCUUCGAGUGCGAAUCGCGCGUGACAUCGCCAAGGGAAUGUGUUAUCUCCACAUGUCCGACCCGCCGACCCUCCAUCGCGACCUGACGUCCAAGAAUAUUCUCCUUGAUCGCUUUCUACGGGCAAAGAUAGCUGAUUUUGGGCUGAGCCGAUUCAAGGAGGAGAAUGGGGUGUUCACGCAGGGCUGUGGCGCGUUGGCGUUCAUGGCGCCCGAGGUCUACCGAGGGGAAGCCUACAGCGAAAAGGCGGACGUCUACUCCUACGCCAUCGUACGAUGA